This is a messenger RNA of Drosophila willistoni, 831 nucleotides long. It is a transcript of the gene Psf2, whose product is annotated as probable DNA replication complex GINS protein PSF2. Bases 60 to 698 code for a protein of 212 amino acids. The transcript is spliced from 2 exons. Gene Ontology annotation, biological process: DNA replication; double-strand break repair via break-induced replication. Gene Ontology annotation, cellular component: nucleus; GINS complex. NCBI's taxonomy places the organism in Eukaryota, Metazoa, Arthropoda, Insecta, Diptera, Drosophilidae. The record is from RefSeq and is a predicted model, not a curated record.
UUUUUGACACAUUUUUGCGCAUUUAAGGAUUUGUUUUUGUUUAUUGCGGCAGCGCGGCUAUGGAUCCCACGACCAUUGAGUUUAUAGGCGAGAAAUGUAUGAUCAGCAUUAUACCCAAUUUCUCUAGUGAACCAUUGCAUUUAAUUUACGGUUCUGUGGGUCCAUUUCGAGCCGGAUUUCCAGUUUUUGUUCCUCUGUGGCUGGCAACGCAUCUCCGGAAACAACAAAAAUGUCGCAUAGUUCCGCCCGAAUGGAUGGACAUGGACAUUCUAGAAGAGAUCAAGGAGGAGGAAAAACGUUCCAAAUUCUUUACCAAAAUGCCAAGCGAACAUUACAUGGUGGUGGCUCAACUAGUCAUGAGCACUGCUCCAGAUGAUGUUCCCAGAUGUGAGGAACUGAGAACGGUUAUCAAAGAUAUAUUCGAUACACGUGAGGCAAAGUUGCGUACUUCCAUCGAUGCCUUUAUCAAAGGUGAGGGAACCUAUGCCAAGCUUGAUAAUCUGACGCUCCUGGAAAUACACAGUGUGCGGCCAAUACUGCCAUGGUCACUUGAUCAUAUAUCACGGUACCAAAGAGUUGCUACUGCUUCACAAAGGGAUACUUCCAUGCUGGGAUUGAACACAACAGUGGGAUCUUCAACGGUACCGGGAUCAAGUGCCACUCCUGCUUCGCUAAGCAACUCGCUUUACACUCAGUAAUUAGUUUUAAUUGUUAGGGUUUGUUAUAGUUAAGAGUAAUUAUUUCCAUAGAUUCACAAACUGAUAUUAUAUAUACAACGUUAAGAAAUCGGCCAUCAAUACAUUGAAUAACAUGAAUUUGCUUAAAAAUGAA